AUGUCACCCUCAGAGAUCUCAACGUAUCUGAAGCAAACGCACGACCGCGUCUUCGAGCACAAUCGCGCCUGGGCUGAGGAGCAAAGGCAAAAGGAUCCUGAGUUCUUCACCAAGCUCUCGGCGGGACAAACCCCAGAGUACCUUUGGAUCGGAUGUAGCGAUUCGCGCAUCCCCGCCGAGCAGAUCACGGGUCUAAAGCCGGGCGAGGCAUUCGUUCAUCGAAACAUUGCUAAUCUAGUCGUCAACAAUGACCUCAAUGUCAUGAGCGUUAUCAACUAUGCUGUCCGGCACCUGCAGGUCAAGCAUAUCGUCGUGUGCGGACAUUACGGCUGCGGUGGUGUCAAGGCUGCCAUGACACCCAAGGACCUUGGACUGCUCAACCCUUGGCUUAGGAACAUCCGUGACGUUUAUCGCCUGCACGAGAAAGAAUUGGAUGGGAUUGAGGGCGAAGCAGCUCUGUACGAUCGCCUGGUAGAGCUCAGCGUCGUCGAGCAGUGUCGCAACGUCAUCAAGACAGCUGCCGUGCAGCAGUCCUAUGCCAAGAACCAGUUUCCCGUAGUCCACGGAUGGGUUUUUGGCUUCGAGGAUGGUCUGCUCAAAGAUCUCAAGGUGGAUCAUGAAAGCAUGUUACAUGGAAUCCAGAAGAUCUACAACCUUACGGAGUGA
This is a messenger RNA of Hypoxylon fragiforme, 666 nucleotides long. RefSeq names its product carbonic anhydrase. The coding region runs from base 1 to 666 and encodes 221 amino acids. NCBI's taxonomy places the organism in Eukaryota, Fungi, Ascomycota, Sordariomycetes, Xylariales, Hypoxylaceae. Gene Ontology annotation, biological process: cellular response to carbon dioxide; carbon utilization; cellular response to oxidative stress. The transcript has a single exon. Gene Ontology annotation, cellular component: cytoplasm. The record is from RefSeq and is a predicted model, not a curated record. Gene Ontology annotation, molecular function: carbonate dehydratase activity; zinc ion binding.